UUACGGACGAGACUGAGAACCUGCGAUAAUCAUAAGUACUGAUACCUGAUGGGAGGCCGACGUUGAAUGUCCGAGUUUGGACAUUAACGAUUUGAUGACAUUCACUUCGCGUUGGGAACUAUGUGAAAACAGGACGAGUCGUCCAGUCAUGACUGUUUAGAAAUCAAUGGCAAGCAACUUUAAACUGUUCUUAUAACGCGUACUAUGGCUGCUCGACCAAGCUUGUACAAUGAAGAAAGGAACCAGCAGCGGAUCAGGGAGCGAGAGCGCCGGAAUCAGGAGGUGCAGUCAGAGAAGGAGCUUUACCCAGAGAACACACCUCUCUUUGGGGAGCCCUACAAGACCAACAAAGGAGAUGAGCUGUCCAGCCGCAUUCAAAGGAUGCUUGGUAAUUACGAAGACGUGAGGGAACUUGUGGGGAGCGAGUUUCAACUGAAUGUAUUCAAUCCAUCAAAAGGCCUUCAGACCCCCGCUUUGUGCAACCCUUCCGGCAGCAUGGGCAAAACACAACCUCCCCCAAACCCUCAAUGUAGGGUGUCCCAAGCUGAGACACCAAGCAGAAGCGCUUCCAAGCCUCAUAAGACACUUUCAGCCCUAGAGUACAGCCAACUUACUUCCAGCUGUAGUUCAUUGUCCCAGGUUCCUAGGCAAAGCAGCCCUGACCCCUUUCUCAGUGGGGGGUGGUUGGGGCUCCAAGAAUGUGCCACCCUCCCAGCUGCGCUGCCCGCCCUGUCCCCUCCAGCAGAACCCUUGUCCCCUUUGCAUUCCAGUGGUACAAGUGAUUCUGAGUCACAGGAUCCCGAUGAAAAGGACUCGCCACCUGCCAACCCUGUGACUGUGAGACAGUGCAGGUAUGCCAGCUGUAAGGAAGAGUCCAACCUCGAGACGCAAAAGGACAUUCCUUCUCAGCUCAAUGAGGCAGCAUCACUUCCAACCCAAACCUUCCCUCCACCCUUACCCUCCAAGCCCAAUCUUGUCAUGCCUCAGAAGCCGACGGCCUACGUCAGACCCAUGGAUGGACAGGAUCAAGUGCCCUUUGAGUCUCCAGAUCUCAAGCAUUCUCCAGAGGGCUUUCACAGACAGUCUUAUGACAACUUGCCCGACUUAAAGACCAACACGAAAGCUGGCUUCCCAAAGUUGAAAAUUUCUCCACAUUCAGAAGAGACCACAAGUGAUGUACACUGUGUUGAAGAUAUCCUUAGGGAAAUGACCCACACGUGGCCUCCACCACUUACUGCUAUUCACACGCCGAAUAUGCCUGAACCUCCCAAAUUCCCUCUGCCCAAGGAAUCACAAAUUGUCAACUGUGGGAUUUCAGGACAAAAAGAUCAGUAUGAAUCUGCGAAAGUCCUCUGUCAUCAGGGAUCUUUGGGCACCAAGGGCAGUGUGCUGUUGACACAUUCCAGUGGUGGUGAAUCCUCCAAUUCCACUGAUUCUGAAAGCACUUCAGGAUCUGAGUCAGACAGUGACAGCAGCGAGAGCGACAAAGAGGAACUUCCCCAUCUGAAGCGCAACACCCCAUCUGUAUCCAAGGAUGAUUCAUCUGUUGCAAAUAAGUGGCAGCUGGACAACUGGUUGGUCAAAGUCAACCAGCAAAAUUCAGCCGCAGAGAGCCUGGCUGGUCAAUCGCAGCGCUUCAGCCCGGUGAUCAGUAAGCAGCAAGAGGAAGAUAAUUACCAGAAUGACUGCAUUUCCCAGGCUACUACUGUGCAUUCUGAGUACAUGAAAAAUGAUGGCAAGGUGGUGCAGGAGACCUUGGCCUGUGAGCCUAGUCCCCAAAAAUCUUCUGUACAAGCUGAAAAUCAGCGAAAGACUGUGGGGACUAAGCGUCCAUCGAAGGCAAACAAGGCCCCAUGUUCUGAGGUCGUCCAUGCACAGCUGAGGGCGGAAGUACCUCGGCGUGACAAGAGCAAGGCUCACACAGAUGGACGAAAGAUCAAAAAGAAGAGCAUACCCGAGAAGUCUCAACCUACAACAGAUGGCAAGAAGGCCGAUAAACACAGCUCGAAAAAAAAGGUGAAACAGUCCAUUCCAAAGGCAAUUUUAAAACCGGAAGGAAAGAUGGAGGUGAAGGCAGACAGACCGCCAAGCCUAGAGCAAACUCUACCGGUGCGUUCAAACGGGCCCAGCUUGGGGAAAGUUCAGAAGGACCGAAAGAAAUCCGAGAGCCGUCACCCUCUAGGAGAGGGCGAGCAGGCGCUUCUGCGAAGGGACUCACAGGAUUCCCUUUGUUCUCUGAUAGUGAAGAUUGAGCUCAGUCUGCUCUCUAGGCUCCCCCGACCAGGGACCUAUCCUGUCCCUAAUUCCCCCAGUGAGCCAGCCAAUACUCCUGUGCCCAAAAAGAAAAAGCAGAAGACAAAGAAGAGAGAAGCUGAUGGGAUUCCUUGCAAAGAAUCCAAAAAGAGACCAGCAGAAAAGCAUGAAGAAGUCAUACCAAGAAAGAAACAUAAACUUGAUGAAGUCGUCAAGCUGCUUUCCUCAGGUCAUGCCUCGAAUUCAGCCAAAGUUCCCAAGAGCGCGGAGCAGGAGAAGAAGAAGAAAGUGAAAAAAGGGAAGCCGUCCCUAGUAGAGGCUGCUCCUCAAGACCUGAAAGAAGAGCCAAAGGGCAAGCGGGGAAGUGGUGGCCUGGGCAACGCAGGUGUGCCCCAGGAGAGCAGCCAGCCCCCGGCCAAGCACAAGAAGAAGAAGGAGAAGAACGUAGAUGCAGAGCAGAACAAGCACAGCAAGAAAGUCACAGAGAACAGCUUGAGUUGUCCAGUGACGGCCCAGCCAACAAGAACGCCUCCCCCACGUCGGCCCCUACUGAAGUUUCAGGACAGGCAGUACCCUGUCGAGUAUCACAUGAAGGAAGCGAAGAAACUAAAGCACAAAGCGGACGCUACGAUGGACAAGGUUGGAAAGGCUUUCAACUAUUUGGAUGCGGCCAUGUCCUUUGUUGAAAGUGCAAUUGCCAUGGAAACGGACCCCCAGACCCCGAAGUCUGCAUAUACCAUGUUCUCAGAGACUGUGGACUUGAUCAGAUUUAUACUAAAGCUGAGGAGCUGUCUAGAUCCAGCUGGCCCUGCCUCAGAGAGAGACUUUACAGUUUUAUGUUUGCGAUGUCAGUCGCUUCUGCAGAUGGCGAUGUUUCGGCACAAGCGGGACACGGCACUCAAAUAUUCAAGAACUCUUACAGAACAUUUUAAGGGUUCUUCAAAAUUUGCAAAAGCCCCCUCGCCCUGUGUCUCCAAAAGUAUGGGCACCCCUUCAAUGUCACCAACCCCAUCUCCAGGCAGUUCAGGGAAUUUCAGUUCUCCUGGCUCUAUUGCCAUUCCCCCGGUCGUCCAGCAGGUGGCAGCAUCCUAUGUUAACAUCACAGCCCACUUUCUCAAUGCCCAUGACACCUGGGAGCAGGCUGAGGCCCUGGCAAAGAGAGGCAGUGGCUUGCUGGAGGACCUGGAUGCUGCCCUGGGUCCGCUGACCCUGACCUCCAGCAUGAGCCUGCUGGUGCAUCACACCCGGCAGGGUCUGCACUGGCUCAGGCUCAGUACCAGCUAAUACAUCAGCCUCUCUCGCCACCCCCAGCUUACCACUUAAAGUAGUGAGUUCCAUCUGGACCACUUCAGGAACACAGUAAUUCUGAUACUUGUGCCGCCCCCCCCCCCCCCCCCCCCCCCCCCCCGCCCCCCAGCAUUUUUUCGCUAUAAUCUCCCUGCACGAUGAAUGUUGUGUUGGGACCCUCUGUAACUACCAAAGAGCCUCAUUUGAAGUCUUAAGCAAAUCUCUGCUCUUGAAAUCACACCUGUUAUUGAAAAACAACCACGGGUGAUAAAUGUACGUGGUCUUCAGCUAAGUCCAGUUCUUUAGAUAUACUUCUGUUAUUAGAGGGAUAAAUGUAGGAGCUGGAGGUUCUUGGAUAUCCCACCCCCCCCUCCUAAAAAAACAGGAUAAACAUACCCAAUGCAGAAGCUACUUAGAUAUGCUGUCUUGUAGCGUAUGCCGAAGUGGGGAACGCUGGUUGCGAUAAGGGGUGGGAGGCUUUCUUCCCCACAUUCAAGCUUUUUUGGGUGCCAAUAUUUUCCUGCGUUAUUGCCAGGCUCUGAGGAUUUAUUUGGUGUUUAUUUAUUCUUGUUUAUUAUAAUCGCUAUUAAUAUAUUUUUUCAUGAGAUGAUCGAUUUUUGAUAAACUGGAGAUUAUAUUAAAAUGCUUAAACCCAGCAAAACCGUUCUUGAAUUUUGCCCUCCAUUCAGGUGGUUUUUAGUAAUGAAUGUAUGACGAAAUGGGGGGGGGGGAUGUGGAAUAUGCUACCAUUAAAUCCAAAAGAAUUAUGAAUCUGGAAAUUAUGUAUCAUUAAUUGGAUAAAAGUCCGAUAAUCAAAGAGAAGUCAAGGUAAAGACUUUUGUUAUGGUAUUUUUAAUUGCUGUGUUUAAUUUAUGCCAAACCAGAUUAUGGAGAAUUUAUCCAAUGGAAUAAUGGAGUGUUUUGAUUUUCCUUGAGACAGAGUGAUCAGGAAAAGCUAAGUCCAUGGAGUUGUCAGCAUUUAUAUUAUAGAUACGGAGGUAGUCGGAUGUGGUGAGUGUGUACCUUGCUCAUCCACUUGGGAAAGAUGUUUUUUUUUUUUUUUUUAUCAAGUGAUUGAUCAAAAAGUGAACUGCAAUAAAGUAGAAAUUGCACACCAUUCGUUCGAGUGACCAUGAAGUCCUUGUCUUGACGUAAAUAUUCCUACCUCAGUGAUAAUAGAAUGCCAGAUAUUAGAUAUAAAUGGGAGUGAUUUGUAUGUGAUGCCAACUUCUGAUGGUAGGAUAGUGACACUUGGUUCUUGAUUGUUUAGGAACCGUAGUUUUAUCACAGAUGUCUUGCUGUUUUUCCUUUUUCUUUUUGGUAGUGAACAUUUAUUUAGGUAAAUGAAUGAGUGCCUUGGGUUAAAAUCUGGAUGGACUGUAUAUAUCAAUGAGCCAGAAUUGCUCCUUUAAAAGAUCUACCCUGUGAAAAGCAUUAGGUAGUGCUUGAAAACUAGAAGUCUAAGGGAUGUUUUGGAAAGUUUCAGCCAGACUGCAUGUUUAGUUAUGAUUAUGGAGCUUUUUCGUGGUGUUUUCAUGAUAUUUCCAUGGUGAGCAAGAUAUACUUGUGCCUGCUGUCCUUUUCUAGCUGUAUAUCCUAUGUGCAAGUCCACCAGAUUGUGGAUGCUAUUACUAAGCAUGACAUCUCACAAAAAGCAUUACUGGAACACAGCACUACUAAAAUCAUCGUGGUAGUCCUUUUAUUUAAAGUGAAAUUGCCAAUUGCAUCCUAAAUACAUUUUAGAACAAGUUGUCUGUAUUUGAAAUUUGCUGUGCUGUGUAGCUCUUAACUGAGUGAGACUUCGGAGGUGUUGAUAGUUAAAUGAUGCUGGUUAAUCGUGUUGGCAUAACUGACCACUUUGCUUUCGAGUGUCAUUCCUCUCUCACAGCUGUGUCCGUUUGCACACACUCGCUUUGAUAUGUGGUGAUAUCUGCAUUUUAUUUUGUGCUGAAUUGUUUGUCGAGCAGUUAAGAUGAUUUCAAAGGUCCAAAAUUCUGACCGUUUGCUGAACAUUAACAGGUUUGUUACCAAUUCGUGUUUACGUGCUGUCAAGUGACACGACUUUACUAUUAUAAAGCAUCCAUUGCUGGAAUUCUUAUGCAAUUUGCAGCGGUUUUAUUGCCCCUAGUAUUCAGAGGUGGAGAUUCCAGGUCCAGAAAGUAAAAAUCCAGGCCAAGAUUCUGUUAUAACCAACCAGUUGAGUAUAAAGAGUCAGAGUCACAGUGUACUCAACUGGUUUGUGGAAACAAAAUCUUGGUCUAGAUUUUUACUUUUAGAACCUGAAAUGUCCACCUCUGUGUGUUUUUGUAUAGAAAGCGCCCAUAUUAUCUCAAUUAGUUUCAAUACUAUGUUGAAGUUAACUUUAAUAUUUCAAAGAAGCUUGUACAGAGGAUCCAGCAAGUACGAUUAUUUCUGUUGUUUCUGCGACAUAAUUUAAUGAAGACUGCCUUAUAGUCCUUUUUUAAAUGUAUUUAAUUUUAAUUGUAUCUGAUCAGUUGUGUUGUUUUAAGAAAUAUUGAGCCCUCGAUGGCUUAUUGAAAAUGAUCUUCCCAAGAAAAUACAUUGUUACUUAGCUGCAAUGAUGCGCAGAAGGGGAUUCUGGAUAUCAGUACUUUGGUAUGUAGUAUGGAGGAGGACAGUGGUACUGUGGCAUGCUGGUUGGUCAGUUUUAUUGACUUAUUUCAGAUUUACUAUUUCUUUUAAAUUCUGAACUUGUAGAAUGACAAGGCAGAGUAUUUCCCUGCUUCAUUAGCUGUAUGCAGAAUGGCAACUCGGCAAGUGAAGUAAAUGGCUAAAGAUGUACCCUGUUUGGUACUUGGUAGUAUUCUGUAUUUGUAUUAAAAUAUUUUUUGUACUCUGUUACAUGCUGUUUCAGGGUUUUUGAGGAGGAUAACGUACUAUAUAAAAUGUGAUCUUUAAAAUGCUGUUUUUCAUAUUUCUUCUAUGCAAAUUCCUUUUUAGAUAUUUUGAAAUCAUGUAGUCCUCUGUUUAGUUGUGCAGAAUUGUAGUUUUCUGAACUUUGUGAACAUGUAAAUAGUUUGAACUGGAUUGUAUAAGAAUUUCUAAGGAAAGACUGGUUGACAUUGAGAUUUCUUUUUAGGCUCAGUCACACUCCUCCACAAAUGACUGUGGGCAAAAAUUGGUGACUGAUAAUUUGCCAUGUAAUAUAUACUCAAAGAAGCAAUAAAAUUAAGAUGACAUAUGCCA
This is a messenger RNA of Brienomyrus brachyistius, 6747 nucleotides long. It is a transcript of the gene aff1, whose product is annotated as AF4/FMR2 family, member 1. Gene Ontology annotation, biological process: regulation of gene expression. Gene Ontology annotation, cellular component: super elongation complex; nucleus. The transcript is spliced from 19 exons. NCBI's taxonomy places the organism in Eukaryota, Metazoa, Chordata, Actinopteri, Osteoglossiformes, Mormyridae. The record is from RefSeq and is a predicted model, not a curated record. The coding region runs from base 205 to 3537 and encodes 1110 amino acids.